Messenger RNA from Achroia grisella, 1285 nucleotides. RefSeq lists its product as uncharacterized. The record is from RefSeq and is a predicted model, not a curated record. The transcript is spliced from 7 exons. The coding region runs from base 165 to 1211 and encodes 348 amino acids. Gene Ontology annotation, biological process: mitochondrial transcription; transcription elongation by mitochondrial RNA polymerase. Lineage: Eukaryota; Metazoa; Arthropoda; Insecta; Lepidoptera; Pyralidae. Gene Ontology annotation, molecular function: DNA polymerase processivity factor activity. Gene Ontology annotation, cellular component: mitochondrial nucleoid.
UUUGCUUAAAGUUUUCAAUUGAUAAUGUUAUUAUUAUUAUAAAUAUAUGAAUCCGAAUUAACUUUUAAUAAUAAGUUCCUAUAUUCUGAUAUUUCAAUGAAAUGUGUAUAUUUUAAAUUUGUCAUAUUUUCUACUAAAUUAUACAGUAUAUAUAAAAUCUUCCUAUGUUACCUUUAAGAAUUUUGUAUUCUAGGUAUUGUGCUGUGCUUGUGCCGAAAUGCGCCUUCAGUCACAACUUUGAAAAAAAGUAUUCUGUAGAAGAAAAAUCAAAAAUUUUACAGGUUAUAAAUGACACUGAUCCUGAUGUACUGCCCAGAUAUGAUAUAGCUAAAGCGAAAUUAAAAAGGGUGAAACAAUGGAAAAGUGAAAAUGGUCAGUUAAAGUGUAUCGGUGACCUGGAAAUGAUUGAAGGUUUCUCUGAGAGGGUAGCGUGUAAAUUGUUUAAUAGCAUACUGGAAGGUCCACAAGAGAAAUCAAACUUGUCUUACAAAAUUAAGGGCCAGAUUUUACAUCCACAUCUGACUGAUGGUAUUCGACAGAAAUGUAAUACAGUACUGGCUGUAUAUACAGCUGUGAAUUCAGUUUGUUGGACUUUAAUAGACAAAGAAAAUUAUGAAGUUUUGGAAUGGAAUUGUCUCAGUCUUGACUAUUCAAAUGAUAAGCGGUUGCAGCUUACAGACAUAUUAAACAUUGCAUGGAAGGUAACAAAUAAGUUGCCAAUAGCUGAUAUUUACGUGAUGAAAGCUGAACCCACUACACUCCGCGCAGCUGGCAGCGAUCCUAACAAUCCUAAAGUGCUUGCUAUUAACUUACAAAAGUCCCAGAUGGUCUCUAUGAUUGUCUCCCUCAUUACUGCUAGAUCUAAUGAUAUAGCGAGCAGAUCUUCAAAUGGUGAUAACAAUCAGGAAUUAAAUAAUAAUGUUUACUUUUUGAGGCCUGCACUUCCUUAUAGAUUAUACGGAACCCUAGUUGGUAACGAGAAAGUCUCUACAGAUCAGACUGUAGAAUUGUUGCUGCAGGAAAUAAACGGGAGAACGUCAAAUAAUUCCAAAGUAUACAUUUCACCUUCAAUCCAGUCCAUGUACAGAGCACAAAAGGAGUUGCAGCAAGACAUAUUGGGCCAUUGCCUACUGUUAGGUCUGACUUUCAUGGAUUUGUGUAUAUAUAAAAAUCAGGAUAGCAUAAACAAGUUGGCGAGGCGUGAUAGUUAGUAGGUAUUGUUAUUUAGUAUAAAUCAUAUAUUGUGAUAUAGAUUUUAUAUUGGUGAAUAAACUUAGAAAGUUUU